ACGCUUUGUUUUUAUUUGUUUACGCACUGUAUUUGUUGUUCGGCGCGUUUAAUUUCUAGGUAAACAAUCGGCACUUAGGGCGCCCGCUUAGAUGUAAUCAAUUACAGAUAAUUAAGACAGAACUCCACGAGGAGCACAAAAGAAAUAAAGAACUCAAAAGAAUGCAAGCGUGUAAAGUGUGGCAAAGGGUAAUGCACUGGGCCAAAGACACAUAGCAGACAUCAGCAACAUCGGACAGCAGCAACAACAAGUUAGAACCGAUGCCGAACGUUGCGACAAUAAGUUACCUAUCCAUAAAAAUAUCAUACAUCGGAGUAAGUAAUGUCAUACAAGGUUGAAGCUGUUCCCGAUUCCUACGCCGCCCUGGGCGAGGGACCCCACUGGGAUGUUGAUCGCCAGAGUCUGUACUACGUGGACCUCGAAUCCGCCGGCAUUAAUCGUUAUGAUUUCAAGCAGAACAAAGUGUACAGGGCUAAAAUCGAGGGCGAGAUAUUUGCAUCGUUCAUUCUGCCGGUUGAGAACAAACCGCAGGAGUUUGCCGUAGGAUGCGGUCUUCGUACGGUCAUCGUCCAGUGGGAUGGAGUCUCCGCAGUGGCCAAGGUCACUCGCACCCUGUUCGAGGUGCAGCCGGACCUGAAGGAAAACCGCCUUAAUGAUGCCAAAACCGAUCCCAAUGGCCGUUUUUACGGUGGCACCAUGGCCGACAGUGGCGACAUAUUCACCCAAUGGAAGGGUGAGCUCUACAGCUGGCAGGCCGGUGGACAGCCCAACGCUAUCCGUAGCAAGGUGGGCAUAUCCAAUGGCCUGGCCUGGGAUGUCAAGGCCAAGAAGUUCUACUUCAUCGACACCAACAACCACGAGGUAUUGGCCUAUGACUACAAUCAGAGCACCGGCGCCGUAAGCAACCCAAAGGUCAUCUUCGAUCUGAGGAAGAUUCGGCCCGAAGGACCAUUGUUCCCUGAUGGCAUGACCGUAGACACCGAUGGCAAUAUCUACGUGGCCACCUUCAAUGGUGGCACCGUCUUCAAGGUCAAUCCAAGCACCGGUAAAAUUCUGCUGGAGAUCAAAAUUCCAACCACCCAAAUCACCUCGGUGGCUUUUGGAGGUCCCAAUUUGGAUAUUUUGUAUGUGACAACCGCCAACAAGUUCGACCAGCCAAAACCAGCUGGUACCACCUUCCAGGUCACUGGGCUCAAUGCCAAGGGUUACGCCGGCGUUAAUUUGAAGAUCUAGAUUAUAGACUACUUGUAUAAUAGCAUUUAAUUAAAUAAUCAAACAUUUACUUGUAUACUGAACU
Drosophila melanogaster (fruit fly) is the source of this 1297-nucleotide messenger RNA. It is a transcript of the gene smp-30, whose product is annotated as senescence marker protein-30. The record is from RefSeq and is marked reviewed. The transcript has 3 exons. NCBI's taxonomy places the organism in Eukaryota, Metazoa, Arthropoda, Insecta, Diptera, Drosophilidae. Bases 322 to 1233 code for a protein of 303 amino acids. Gene Ontology annotation, molecular function: gluconolactonase activity. Gene Ontology annotation, cellular component: cytoplasm.